AUAUAAAAUAUAUACAAUACUCUAGCUGCUGUGUUACAACUUUAGGAAAAUGCAAUUUUUGCUAGCUUUUGUUAUUGUUACGUCGACAAUUUUGAAAGGUAUACUAUGUCUGCCUGUCAAAAUCGAUUCAGAAACAAAGUUUCUGGUUCUCGAGAACGAUGAUAUGGAGCCAACUAUAUUGGAAUGUGAUUAUAAUGUGAAUGAUACAGCAUCGUUUCUGACUGUAAAGUGGUUCAGGAAUGACAAAACCAUUUACCAAUGGAUACGUGGAUCUCACCCAGCACCCAUUCCUGAAUUUAAAAAUGAUGUGGAUAGCUCGUAUGAGAGCUCAACUGAUCCCAAUAAGCAAUAUAGUGCACUGGCUCUAAUAAAUCCCUCGAUCAGCUCUACCGGAGACUACAAGUGUGUAGUCCAAACGCGAUCGGAGACGAUUACCAACCACAAGAGCGUUCAGGUGAUAGACGUGCGAAACUAUACCCUCAACAUGUAUCGCUACAAGAUCCAAAAUGAAACUCAAUUGGAGUGCACGGUGACCAAUGUCUUCCCGAGACCCACAAUAACUAUUACCUCGGAAGACGAUGAUAUUGUCAAGGUGGUGGCCAAUGAUCCUCAGCAGAAUGAGGAUGGGUAUUACAAUGCAACGACCUUUGCGGCCAUCUAUGACGAUGACGACGAUUUGGACUCGCACAAGUGUGUGGUUACAUUCGAGGGUUAUUCUCAGAAUUUGACUACCAUCAUAACAUCGGGAUCGUGUAUAGCCGGCACAGACUUUCGGAUAUUAACACUAAGUUUUCUGGUGUAUUUCCUAAUAGAUUACCUGAAAAUUUUAGUUUAAAAUAAAAAUUUGUUGUUUUUACUGU
Drosophila arizonae is the source of this 860-nucleotide messenger RNA. RefSeq lists its product as uncharacterized. NCBI's taxonomy places the organism in Eukaryota, Metazoa, Arthropoda, Insecta, Diptera, Drosophilidae. The record is from RefSeq and is a predicted model, not a curated record.